Molecule: messenger RNA, 987 nt
Organism: Anoplopoma fimbria (sablefish)
Lineage: Eukaryota; Metazoa; Chordata; Actinopteri; Perciformes; Anoplopomatidae
Product: trace amine-associated receptor 13c-like
Exons: 1
Coding region: 1-987 (328 amino acids)
Biological process (GO): G protein-coupled receptor signaling pathway
Cellular component (GO): membrane
Molecular function (GO): trace-amine receptor activity
Source: RefSeq, a predicted model, not a curated record
AUGGACAUCACCGAGGGUCCUCUGCUCUGCUUCCCCAACCUCAACUCCUCCUGCAGGCGGCUGCCUAAACCCCGCUCUGAGACUGCUCCGCUCUACACCCUGCUGGCCUCCGUCUCUCUGCUCACCGUGACCCUCAACCUGCUCGUCAUCAUCUCCAUCUCCCACUUCCGGCAGCUCCACACCCGGACCAACUCCCUGCUCCUGUCUCUGGCCGUGUCCGACCUGGUGGUGGGGCUGCUGGUGAUGCCCGUGGAAGGCCUGCGCUACAUGGAGACGUGCUGGCUGCUGGGAGAGCUGAUGUGUGCUCUGACUCCUUAUGUUUCUUACUGUCUGCUCUCUGCCUCCGUGGGCAACAUGGUGCUCAUAUCCAUAGACCGUUAUGUGGCCAUCUGUGACCCAAUGCUCUACGCCUCUAAGAUCACCCUGAGCAGAGUUAAAACAUCAGUCUGUUUAUGUUGGGCCUGUUCUCUUCUCUACAACGGCUGUAUUCUGAUGGGACACUUAGGGCAGCCGGACAGGUUCAGCUCCUGCCGUGGGGAGUGUGUGGUGGUCAUCAGCCACAUCGCAGGAGUUGUUGACCUCUUUGUCACAUUUGUUGGGCCCUGUACUGUCAUGGUUGUUCUCUAUAUGAGGGUGUUUGUUGUUGCCAUUUCCCACCUGCGUGUCAUUGGGUUGCAGACUGCUGCUGCGACUGUUAGGUUAGCUCCAACCGCUAAAAGAUCAGAGACGAAGGCAGCCAGGACUCUUGGGAUUGUGAUAGCUGUGUUUCUAAUGUGCUUCUGCCCGUAUUACUAUCCCUCUAUAGCAGGCGAGGAAACCUCCACUAGCUUGUCGUAUUACGCCCCGUUGUCUUGGAUCAUGCUGUUGAACUCCUGUUUCAACCCUCUGAUUUAUGCUCUGUUCUACCCCUGGUUUAGAAAAGCUAUCAAACUCAUCAUCACACUGAGAAUACUGCAGCUUCACUCCAAGGAGAACAGGAUCCUGUAG